Messenger RNA from Leptopilina heterotoma, 2882 nucleotides. Its product is annotated as synaptic vesicle glycoprotein 2B-like. Bases 626 to 2233 code for a protein of 535 amino acids. Gene Ontology annotation, biological process: transmembrane transport. Lineage: Eukaryota; Metazoa; Arthropoda; Insecta; Hymenoptera; Figitidae. Gene Ontology annotation, molecular function: transmembrane transporter activity. The record is from RefSeq and is a predicted model, not a curated record. Gene Ontology annotation, cellular component: membrane. The transcript has 11 exons.
UAGUUUUAUUACAACCUUCUUCGCAUAUUAUACGAGGUGAUAUAUUAACUGUUAGACAAAAAUUUUCAAAUAGCUUAUUUUUACAUUAGGACAAAACUGAUGAUUUUUUGAUAAAACAAAAAUCAUUCUCUUCGAUAAGAAUUACAGAUAAAAAAAAAUUUAUACUUUAUCAUUGCGGGGUAAUGCGUUAUCUAAUUAUAAAUACAAAUGAAUAAGUUUUUCUGGGGCUAGGAAAAGGAAGGAAGGGGAGAAUCUUUUUUGUCAUUUGUUUCGCAUUUCAAAUAUAAUAUAGUGUAAACAUUUGGAGAAAAAAAAGAAGAAUUUUUUUUUUUUCUUUUCCCCAACUCACUGUCAGCGGAAAGGGAAUAAUAAUCAUUGUGAUUAUCAAUUAAAGAUUGACAACACUUUGUCAGCCCUGUAUUUAAAAGAGAGCUCCUCCAAUGAAUCUGAGGAAUCGAGAACGCAACGCAUCACCAGUAGCUUCUUGUUCUACUGUCGAAAUGGAAUUCAUUGUGAUUUGAAGAAAGAGAAAAAAAAAAAUUCUCUCAUUUUUUUUUGUGAGAAGAUUUUUCAAAAUUUCGAAAUAUUUUGAGAAACUACUUCACGAGGGACUUUAAAAAAAAAAAUGGUUGUCAGUGUUAUUACUCUGGAUCCGAAUCUUCUUCGGAUUUCUACCAGCCAGAAAAUCGAUUCACAAACAGACGAGGCCGUAGCUCAAAAUGCCAUCGACGCUACAGGUUUCGGUAAAUUCAAUUGGAAAAUAUCGAUAUUGGGUGCCUUAAUAUUUAUGAAUUCUGCAAUCAGUAUUACCAGUGCUAGCUUUAUCAUUCCUGCUGCAGUAUGUGAUUUUCAAUUAAAGACAAUUGAUAAGGGGCGUAUAGCAAUUGCUCCUUUAUUGGGCACGUGCUUUGGAUGUUUAAUUUGGGGUUUUGUUGCUGAUAUGAAAGGUCGUAAAAAGGCUUUAAUUAUGACUCUAUUUAUUCAAGGAAUCUCAGAGGCCAUUGCUUCUAUUGUCAGAAAUUAUUGGGUUUUUUUGUUUUUCAAGUUCCUCAGUGGUGUGGCAGUGGCUGGCCAAGUAGCUUUAUUAUUUACAUACAUCGGUGAAUUUCAACCAAAGAAAUUCCGCAAAAGAAUUCUUUCAUGGAUGGAGGCAGCGUGGAUCGUUGGCCUUUUAAUUUUACCUAAUUUAGCAUGGAUUAUUCUUCCACUGGAAUUCGCUUACGAAUCAGAAUACUUCUUUUUUCGCUCGUGGAAUUUAUUUAUUUUAGUCUGCUGUUUACCAGCGGAAUUAAUAGCGAUUGCUUUAUUCUUUUUCCCCGAAACACCAAAAUAUCUCGCGGAAACUGGACAAAAUGUAAAACUAUUAAAAGUUCUUGGGAGAAUGUACGAAGAAAAUACUGGAUUGUCAUCACAAAAGUACUUUGAUAUGUUAAUGAAUAGUGAAGAUGCUGCUUUGGCAAAAUUGGUGGCGCAAUGGCAAAAUAAAUCUCUCGAGGCAGAAAAAAUGACGAGGAGAAGUAAAAAAUUUAUGGAUAUUGUGAAAAGUUUUAGAAAACAGGCAAAAACACUCGUUAAAUCAGCGGCAUAUUUAAAAAGUAUUUCUGUUGCUUGUAUCAUUGGAUUUUUGGAAUUGUCAUCAUAUUAUUCUCUACUUUUAUGGCUGCCGGAAAUUUUCGAAAGAUUUGCCAAAUUUGAAAAGCAUUUUCCCAAUGAGACAACAAGCAUUUGUUCUGUUUCAAAGCAAUUGAUUUCUCUUAAUUCAACUUCGGAAGUUGAUGUUCCGUUAGAAUUUUGUAAUCGACAUAUAGAUCCCAGUGUUUUUACAAAUUCUCUAUGGCUAGGAGUCGCUUGUGUUCCUGCAGCUGUAAUUGUACCACUUUUUGUUGAUAGGAUGGGAUUCAAAUUCUUUUUAGUAUUCACGAAUGCCGUGGCAUUUGUUGUGACCUUAGGACUAUUUCUGGUGAAAUCCUCCCUUCAAAAUUUAGUACUUUCGUGUAUUUUUGAAUCAAUGACAUCUCUGGCUAUGAGUCUCAUGUAUUGUCUAUUAGUUGUUACUUUUCCAACAAACUGCAGAAUGAUUGCAGGAACACUUUUAGGAUUAUUCGGUAGAGUAGGAAGUCUCGUAGGAAAUUUAAUGGUCACUUAUUUGAUUGACGACUACUGCGAUACACUGAUUAUCAUAGUUGCAGUUCAACUUCUUGUGGCCACAAUUCUAAGUUUCAUCGUUCGCUAAGGAACACAAUUACAUCACCUAGAUUAUCGUAGUUUUAAUUUAAUUUAUUAAACUAAAUUAAUAAAACUCAUUAAUUUAAUUUGCAUUUUAAAAAGAUAUAAGACCGAAACUCUUGUCGAGCAUGAGUCUCUCUUUAUAUCCUCGAAUUGUACACAAUUUUUUUUUUGUUUAUUUUUUAACGAUUAUCUUAAAUACAAGAUUUUUAUAAACGCGAGAAAACCAAUUACUUUAUUUAUAUAAAAAAGAAUAAGAAAAACUUCGUGAUAAAAAAUUGGUGCUCUCAAUGUUCUGUUACUGCAAAAACUUGCUAGAUAAUUUUUUAUCUGUUUUAAUCGUCGAUUACAUACAAAAUAGUAUUAUUUCUCAUAUAUAUAUAUAAAUAUUAGAAUUGUUAUUUUACCAUUUUUUCUACUACCGUUAUACACUAAACUAUUUAUAUAUAUAUGUAUAGUUAAUUAAAUUGUUAAUUUAAGUUACAUAUUAUAUAUAUACAUAAUUUUUUUUCUGUAUUACGUGAUUUUGAAAAGUUUUUGUCGUCUUUUUUUUUUUUUUUAAUGAAAAUAACUGAUAUAAAUGUGCAAUAUAUGUUGAGUGUGAAGUGUUUUUCGCGAGAAUGUUGAGAAAAGAGAAUAAAAAUUGUUAUUAAAUA